UCACAAUGAAUCACUUACAAAGCCUGCUCCAAGAUGGUCUGAUCUCAACAUCACAUGUGGAACACGCUGCUAUUAUCCGCCGCAAGGACUCAUCUCUUCGUGCCUCAUCAGUUGGCUUCAUGCUAGACCCUGAGGAACUGAGUUGUAUUGUCAAGUUUUUUCGGGAACCUACCUUACUGCGCAGUGAAGGGUUCCACUUGACUAGCACAAACCAGGAGUACCAUUGUCUGAGGAGUGACAAGAACAGUAUCUACGCAAGAGUAGAGGGUGGAAAUGAGGGUGGUGUGAUCAUUGUUAAGACUAACACACUGGUUAUCAUAGCAACCUACGCUAACAAUAUGUACCCUAGUAUUUGUGUAGAGGCUGUUGAAAACUUGGCUGAUUAUUUUAGAGACAAAGCAAAGUGAUGAUGUUGAUCUGUUAUUUAAUCAGAUAGUUGAUGAUGAUAAUGAUGAUGAUGCCAAGGAUUGAUGUUCAGAGGUCGAAAUACAAACACCAACUCAAUUUGAAAUUAAAGAUAUUUUUUGUACAUGAGAAUGUUAACGGCAGUAAUACCGCAGUAGUCGACAUUAUCAUUUCUUAUCAAGAUUUCAGAUAGAGCUGAAAUACCUUGGUAACGAUGAUCUGUGAUCUGUUGAAAUAAAUAAAUUAUUUCGCCUCCGAUUUUUUACAGAUCACUGCCUUGUGGUAAGAACUAAGAAUAGUAAUUUAAUCUUUUAAUAGACAGUGAUUUUUAUGGGUGGUUCAGGUUUCCGAGUAGUCUUGAUAAUCCAAUUUGUAAAUACCUAAUUAUGUUCUGCAGCACUAGUCUGUACAGAUUUGUGCCAUUGUAUACUGUUGUGAAAGUUCUUUUCUUGU
Messenger RNA from Bolinopsis microptera, 858 nucleotides. RefSeq names its product profilin-4-like. Gene Ontology annotation, cellular component: cell cortex. Lineage: Eukaryota; Metazoa; Ctenophora; Tentaculata; Lobata; Bolinopsidae. Bases 6 to 407 code for a protein of 133 amino acids. The record is from RefSeq and is a predicted model, not a curated record. Gene Ontology annotation, molecular function: actin monomer binding. The transcript has a single exon.